AUUUGCAGCUCUGCCUCUGCAUAUGUAGGUAGUGUGUUGUCGAUCUUUGCGAGGGUAAGUAGUGAGCUAUUAUAUCUAUCGCAGUUCAGAAGACGACGACGACGACAAAACCAUCUUCUUCUCAUUACAAUUUGCAAACCUGGAUGCUUCCUAGGGUUGAAUACGCGAACCAUACAAAAGAGUGCUUUCCCAUCCCAAUCCGGUGUGGGUUAGAUUGAUGGUGGAGCAGACGACGACGACAGCGAAGAAGACGACAAGCAACGCGUUAGCAGCUCUAUCUAGCAUAACAUAGGAACUUAUAGCGCGAGAGUGAAAAGUAUUGGCCCCCUCUUUCCCAUCAGCAGUGCAGUGCAGAGUAGUGUGUAUUAUUAUUUCUCAGUCGGUCAGUGCGAGCUUGGCCGCGACAUCGCAUCGCCAACCUUAUACUGAAGUGAAAAUUAUUGUGCGGUGACUUCAUUCGGAGCAGAAAUCGAAUCGUGGUUAGAGGUUUCGAUACUUGGGCCCCACGAACAAAAAUGGACACCACCGAUGUGAUUCUGCGGUACCUGUAUUUGGGGACCACCCAGCCGUACUACAUCUAUAAAAGCAAAUCCCUGGACGUCGGUUUGGGACGAUUGGUUUUGGAACCGAUUAAAAUCCUGGUGCAAGCGGCUAAGAACCCUGAUGAUCUGGAGCUGCGUGCAAAAGCCGAAAAGAUAUCGCUCCGGGAAGAACCCGUGGACACGAUCGUGAGGGCCAUAAACAGUGGAUCCCUGCCUCGCCGCGAUGAGUGCCUCUUUACGUUAGCCUACCUAAUCCGUACCUACACGAAACCCGAGGAAAAGCACAGAGUGUACAGGGUUUUACCCAACUUGAUUGCAGAGGGAAAAGAAUUGUUUCAGUUCGUGCAGUUCUACCAAGUUUUGGCAGAACCAAAAGAAACAGGUUUCGGGAAUGGCAUGAGGAAAGCUCUCACAAAGUGGUACGACAGACACACGGCCGACGAGUUGGCAAAGCUGUUGGUAACGGAUCGGGGCGCGUAUGGAUGGACUCACAGGGACAUCCUGCGACAAGCACACGUCCAGUUGGCAGACACCGCUAAGACGCAAGUGUUGUUGAUCGUAAAAGGUCCUGGCACAUUGGAAAAAUUCAGAAAGACUGAGUAUACAGGAAAAUACGUCGACGCUGUGUAUGGUGCACUAGAGGUCGAGAGCGAAGCCCUAACAAUGUUCAAUCAAAUGAAGAAAUUCAAAGCAUUGGAUACUGCAGACAAGGCUUGCAAUGGCAUUACAGAGCAACAGUAUCCGUUUGAGCUGGUCCCUGUGCCGUUGCUUCGAUCAGCGGCCGUGUGGGAGAGUCUGUUCCCGCGCUUGCCCUAUCGUGACAUUUUAAGGGCCGCAGUACUUCUUCAGGAUUUUAGGCUUCUGAAAGAAAACGACUCGCCACUGUCCGUCGCAUACGGCAAUGUGUUGAAUCGGAUGACAUCGGUACGAGAGUCCAGGCUUCACCCGAUCGUCAUCUAUCGGUUGAUGCGCCUGUUCGAGGAACGACAGCGGUAUCACAAUGCGGUCAAGGAAGCCAUUCACACGAGCAAUAAUUUGACCUUGAAAAACAGCAAAGCCAAUCCGACGGUGUUGAAGCAGUUCUACGCUGUGCUGAAUGAAUCGAUGCUGAACUACGAGCGGACGGGACUCCGGUUCCUGGUGACGCUGGAUCUGAGAUCGAAGCAAUCGAAGAAACGCGUAUUCGGCAAUCGGCUCAUGUCCUGCCAAGCGGCGUACAUUCUGCUGACCCUACCGAUAGUCAAGCGUGAACCGCACGUGACGGUUUUGUCGUUUACCGAGCAACCGGAAGAACUGAAAAAAGUAAACCUUAGCCGGGAGAUGGAUUUCUUCAAGGCGUGCGACCACAUCCAAAAUGCGGCCGUCAAAAAGACCAACGUCAAACUGACGCGCCCGAUUGAGUACGCCGAAGAGAACAAGAUGCCCGUGGACGUGUUCAUCACGAUCGUCGACUCGCUGAUACGCGUGAAUCCGAAACGUCGAUCGCCGGUGGUCAAGCUGAACGCGUACAAUAAGGCAAUGAAGCAGAAGGCUCGAUUUGUCAUUGUCAAUUUGAGCCGCCACAAUCGGGAUCUGGAACACGACGAUAUGAAUUCCACUAGCGGAGUGCUGGAGUUGGCCGGUUGCGCCGAAGAUGCACCGAAACUGAUCGAUGCCUACGUAAAGCGCCACUUUACGUAAACUGCAUCUUGGUCGGUCUGUAUUGGAUGAAUGCUGAAAUAUCGUCAAGUGUAAGUACCCAAGAAAAUCCAAGCAUGGAUUUGAAUUUGGAUCAUGGGUAUUGAACGGGAACGAGGAUAUCCCAGUAGAUUUGUUUAUUUUUUUUUCUAUAAUUUGCGCUAUGUGGUAGGGUAUUUCGAUGCACGAGACCUCAUGAUUGAAUUCACAUAAAUCUCUGUGCAUCAUAUAAUUAGAAUUAGAGCCAAAUUUCAAUCAAAGGUGAAUCAAUGUUCAAACAAGGUAAAAAUUGUUAAAUAAAUUACAUUGGAUAUCCCGAUUAGCCUUCUUCUGAAAAAGUACCAUUGAUUAAGAUUUGAAAUGUGUAACUCAGUCUAAUUAGUCAUCGAUACAUGAUACAAUCCCAUAUAGCAACAUAAUAGAACUUUCAUCUAAAAGAGAAAAAAAAAUAACACAUUACCUAAUACUACUGAA
Messenger RNA from Aedes albopictus (Asian tiger mosquito), 2693 nucleotides. Its product is annotated as RNA-binding protein RO60. NCBI's taxonomy places the organism in Eukaryota, Metazoa, Arthropoda, Insecta, Diptera, Culicidae. Gene Ontology annotation, molecular function: RNA binding. The record is from RefSeq and is a predicted model, not a curated record. The transcript is spliced from 6 exons. Gene Ontology annotation, cellular component: ribonucleoprotein complex. The coding region runs from base 516 to 2222 and encodes 568 amino acids.